AAAUUUCUCGAUCUUUCAUCCAUCUCAAUCUGCAAAUUAGGGUUUCAAGAUCUAAAUUUCUUUGAAAAGAUUUUGUUGUGGGUGGUAGUUUUAAUGAUCCGACUUUUUUGUCGGUAAUGACCUAUGUAGAGAGAAUCACCGGUGGCUGAGAUCUUGGUGCGAUAUUAUUGUUCUUGCCAUGGUUUAUUAGAUGUUGCUUUCUAUAUUUGUUGCUUGGAUUUGUUGUAGAUCGGGUGUUAGGUGCGUGUCUUGUCUCCACAAAACUGGUGACUCUGUCGAAAUUGAGUUGGAGUUUAAGUUGUUGAUGUGACGAUGGUAUCUGGAUUUUAGUAUAGAGACGUGUGAAAAUGAUGAUUUUGUUUUUAUAUUGAUUUUUUGAUUUGUGCUCUGGGUUUACAAGAUCAAUUUUGAAGAGAAAAUAAUGGGUGGACUGAAUUGAGUGUCAGUUUUCUCGGGCAAAGAAAUUGAGAUUUGACUGGAUGGCUCUUCGUCUGGAUUGCUGCUUUUUGGAUAUGACAUUGUUCUAGACUGCACGCGGUAUAAUGUGGUUGAGAAUGAGGUUUAUGCUGCUUAUGCUGGUCAUCAGCUGUACCUGUGCAAAUGCUAGAAAUUUGAUAACCUUGGAUAUCAUGGUUAUGCCAGGGGAUUACAGGAUACAAAGUGAAAGUAGAAUGUCUGAAUCAAUUGCAAGGAAUGAAGAAAUGUGCACACUAUGUGAAGAGUAUACUUCCCAGGCUAUGUAUUAUCUUGGUGAGAAUGAGACCCAGGUUGAGAUUAUCAAUACCCUUCACCAAGCAUGUUCUCGGCUGCAUUCUUUUGUGAAGCAGUGUGUUUUAUUAGUAGACUAUUAUGCACCUCUUUUCUUCAUGGAAGUUGCUACGAUACGCCCAGAGCAAUUUUGUGAAAAGGUGAAUCUCUGUGAGAAGACAGUAUUGGUUCCUUUACCAAAGCAUGAUGAUGCCUGUACGAUCUGCCAUCAUGUUAUCCAGGAAAUUCUUACCAAACUGGAAGAUCCUGACACACAGCUUGAGAUAAUUGAGAUGCUUUUGAAAGCAUGCAACAGGGUGGAGAAUUUUGUGCAACAGUGCAAGAGGCUGGUCUUCCAAUACGGUCCACUGAUAAUGGCAAACCUUGUUAAGUUUCUUGAGACAACAGAUGUCUGUACUUCAAUCCAUGCAUGCAGAGCCAGUCAAGAAGUGGUGGUUAGGUCAGAAUUCCUAGCUGUUGGUUAAAGCUAUGAAAGAAAAGUUUUGCCAGGAAGGAGGCAGAACAAAUAUGAAUGUAUAGAAGAUCUGGGGAGUGGGAAAAGAAGUUGCCGUGGAGUAACAUUUUUUCCUCUCAAUUGUUGUUAAACUUGUAAUCUUAAAGUUCACAUUUGUAUUUUUCCAUAGUUGGAAAUUGCCUCAUCCAUUGGAUUGUAUUCUUCUUCUUUAGAUCUCCACAUUGUACGGUAUCUUUUGUCUACCAGCUUGCAGUUUCUUCAACCUAUAAAGUAUCUUUGUUUCUUGA
Molecule: messenger RNA, 1509 nt
Organism: Elaeis guineensis (African oil palm)
Lineage: Eukaryota; Viridiplantae; Streptophyta; Magnoliopsida; Arecales; Arecaceae
Biological process (GO): sphingolipid metabolic process
Cellular component (GO): lysosome
Source: RefSeq, a predicted model, not a curated record